This is a messenger RNA of Acanthosepion pharaonis, 1029 nucleotides long. The record is from the annotation of a GenBank genome assembly. Lineage: Eukaryota; Metazoa; Mollusca; Cephalopoda; Sepiida; Sepiidae.
AUGUUCUUUCAUUUUCUUCCUCGUGCCAUUACGUUUUUUUCUUCUUCAUCGGAUUCCGUUAUUCGCAUUUUUUUUUCCUUUCUUGUCGUUCAUUCGUUUAUUUAUUUAGUGUUUGCUUUUAUCUUUAGCAAUAUGUGUUUUUUUUUUUCAUUUUUAGUUCUUAAUUCUUUUACAUUUGCUUUCUUUCUUAACUUCUUUCUUUUCUCUAGACUCAUUCCUUCUAUUUUAUUUUAUGUCUUUUUUCUUCUUUUCUUCCUUUAUAAGUCCUUCUAUUUUUUUAUCUUUUACACUCGCAUUGGAUUUAUUUAUUGUUUUUCUUUUUACCUUUCUUUUUUUAUUUUUUUUCUGUCGUCUGUUCUUUUCUUUUCCAUUUCUCCUCCGUUUUCUUUCUUUUCUUUUCUCUAUCCUUUUUUGAUUACAUCCUUUAGUUUCUCCUCUUUAUCUUACAUUUUCCAACUUCUCUUUUUUGCUUUAGUCCUGGUAAAAUCAACCAAUGAAAUCUUUUUUGUCUCUCCUCCUAUUAUCUUUUAUUCUUUCUUUUUUUCUUUCUUUCUUUCUUUUUUUCUUUCUUUCUUUCUUUCUUUUUUUCUUUCUUUGCGCAUUUUAACUGCUCUUUCUUUUUCUUUCUUUCGUUUACACCUUUUUCCUUCCAUCCACGUUUUACUUUUUUCUCUUCCUUUAUAUCUUCCAUACUUUUUUCUUUAUUUCUUUCCAUGUAUUUUUUAUUUUUUCUUGUUUAUUUUCUUUUAUAUCAUGUUUUCAUUAUUCUUGUAUUUUCCUUUUUUUUUCCUUUCAUUUCUAUUUCGUUCGUACCGGCUUCAAUUUAUUUAUUUUCUCUUUAAUUCUUUUAUUCCCAUUCUUUCUUUCUUUCUUUCUUUCUUUCUUAAAUAUAUGACACGUUUAGUUCUUUUAGUUUACCUGGAUUCGUUCCCUAGCCAGAAUAUUUCAACGCUAGUUCAAAGCGAAGCAGAAAUAACAAGAGGCGACGAUUUCUUUCUUUCUUUCUUUCUUUCUUUCUUUCUUUCUUAA